Staurois parvus is the source of this 1095-nucleotide messenger RNA. The record is from the annotation of a GenBank genome assembly. NCBI's taxonomy places the organism in Eukaryota, Metazoa, Chordata, Amphibia, Anura, Ranidae.
ACUCCGGGCAGAGGCACAUCGGGCUGGACUCCGGGCAGAGGCACAUCGGGCUGGACUCCGGGCAGAGGCACAUCGGGCUGGGCACCGGAUCACCAGGCGGAGCGGCGGGCCCCGGCCCCCAGGCGGAGCGGCGGGCACAGGGCCCCCAGGCGGGGCGGCAGGCACAGGGCCCCCAGGCGGGGCGGCAGGCACAGGGCCCCCAGGCGGGGCGGCAGGCACAGGGCCCCCAGGCGGGGCGGCAGGCACAGGGCCCCCAGGCGGGGCGGCAGGCACAGGGCCCCCAGGCGGGGCGGCAGGCACAGGGCCCCCAUGCGGAGCGGCGGGCACCGGGUCAUCAGGCACGACAGCGGGCAUCGGGUCACCAGGCAUCAGGCCAUUUGGCUCGCCAGCGGGCACCGCGUCAUCUGGCAAGGCAGUGGGCACCGAGUCACCAGGCACGACAGUGGGCUCCGAGUCAACUGGCAUGACCGCGGGCACUGGGUCAGACAUUGGAUCGUCUGGCUCGACAGCGGGCAUCGGGUCACCAGGCAUCAGGUCAUUUGGCUCGACAGCGGGCACCGCGUCAUCUGGCAAGGCAGUGGGCACCGAGUCACCAGGCAUGACAGCGGGCACUGGGUCAUCAGGCAUUGGAUCGUCUGGCUCGACAGCGGGCAUCGGGUCACCAGGCAUGACAGCGGGCACUGGGUCAUCAGGUACCGGAUCGUCUGGAUCGACAGCGGGCACCGGUCAUCUGGCGUUGGAUCGUCUGGCUCGACAGCGGGCAUCGGGUCACCAGGUAUGACAGCGGGCACCGGGUCAUCAGGCAUGACAGCGGGCACUGGGUCAUCAGGCAUUGGAUUGUCUGGCUCGACAGCGGGCAUCGGGUCACCAGGCGUGAUAGGAUCAUCAGGCUGGGUACAGACCAUCAGGCUGGGUAGAGACAUCAGGCUGGGUAGAGACAUCAGGCUGGGUAGAGACAUCAGGCUGGGUAGAGACAUCAGGCUGAAGUGCGGCUGAGGACAGAGAAGAGCUGGAAGAUGGAACAGAGGAGGGAGCAGCCGCCACAGAGGACCUCUCCACAGGGCCAAAGAAAGGAUAGGUGCAGCGAGUGGGAGC